Messenger RNA from Cinara cedri, 9162 nucleotides. The record is from the annotation of a GenBank genome assembly. Lineage: Eukaryota; Metazoa; Arthropoda; Insecta; Hemiptera; Aphididae.
CGUCGUCUCCCUCGGUACUUGGUAUUAUCGCGCCCUCCGACGACGACGCGCAACUGCCGCCGUCAUGCCAAUGCGAUAUGCGUCCGUCCCGAGCCUUUGUGUUCAGUCGUUUCGCAUAAUACGUGGGACGUAGUCGACCCUGAAACAAUAGCGUCCCGUGACGCGAGCGUUAGCCCGGUGAUCUGUGCGCGCCGUGCGCCCGCGUUCUGAUGACCGUAGUAUUUAUUUUCUUAUUUUCGCGGAAACCACGUCCGGCCGGCCGACGUCCGUGGCGAGCAAUUGUACGGUCGGGUCGUCAUCGAACGAGUCGGAAAAUCGCCUGCUUCGUUGACACCACUGUGGACAGGAGUCGUACGAUGCGCGAGCCAUGACGUUGUGCCACAGCGAAACCCGGAGGAAACAGCGGCGGACCAACGGGCUGCAGAUGCCGUGGCACCCGCAGCAAGUGGUUGGUUGGUUGGUGUUGGCUACGUUCGGAGCCUGUUCAUUCGGCAUUCUGUUGCCCGGUCUCGGGCCCAAUCUCUACCCAAUAGCGCUAUUCGUGUUGGGCAGCCUGUUCUUCUUGCACGUCGUUUCGCACGUGGCCGCGCUGCUUAUCGACCCUGCGGACCCGCAACUCCGUGCACUCCAUCAGGACGACGGAACAAAAAACGUACCGGAGCUGGACAAGAGCAAACAUGCGCACGUCAUCGAGAACGGUAAGUGUCACUUGUGCAACAUCUACACAUCCGGCCAACGAACCAAGCACUGCGGAUCGUGUAAUAAGUGCGUGGAGAAGUUCGAUCACCACUGCAAGUGGCUAAACCACUGUAUCGGUGCCAGGAACUACGUGGCUUUCAUCGUGAGCGUCGUGUCGGCCGUGCUCGCCUGUCUCUUCAUUGUGGUGUUAGCGGCCGCCGAGCUGCUGCUCUACAAUACGGACUCUACGCGCGUCGACCGCUACCUCAGGACAUUGUCCUUCAACCGGACCGUCCAAACGAACCAGUUGUUUAGCGUCAACCGCAUGCCGGUCGACAGAAACAUGUUCGUGGCCAUUGCUUCGGUACAAUGCGCUCUGGCCUUAAUCGCAAUGGUGCUGCUUAUGCACUUGUGCGUGUUCCACGUGUACAUAUCCGCGUUGGGUAUCACCACGUACGAGUACAUCAGGAACUACAGGCGGUACCCGGAGUUCGAUUCCAGGAACGGCGCGUCGUCGUCGUUGUCCAAUAACCUGUCGAUCGGCUCCAAGAAGUCUUCCAUGCUCACCAGACUGUACGGAUCAACGUGCUGUUAUGGCAACACCGCAUCGUCGGUGAGCCGACGGAAGCGGCCGGCCUGCGGCAUCCACUCGAACCUGAACGGCACGCAACAGCCAGUGGAACACCAAAACAGCGACGGUGGCGGCGGCGGCAUCGUGGCCGUGGAGACGGUUGAGUCGUACAGUGGACGUGGCGGCGGUGGCAGCGUUAGCGGUAUACUGCAGAUGAAGGAUCUGGAGACGAGACCGGACGACCGUGUGCAGAAUGUGCCAAAAUGCCGGUACUGCCUGGAGAAAAACCGGGUCCAGGGGAACGCGUUCUUCGUGCUGGGCAAACGGAAAGGUUUCUGCUGUUGUUUCCAAAAGCCCGAGCCGGUGUUCGAGCGGACCACCAUGAUGCAUCACGUUAAGGUGCCGCCGUCUCCGUUCGCCGUGCGCCGGAACCGUGUGAUACCGGCCGGCGGCGAUCAGCUGUCAAUGGUUAGCGACUGGAAGUCGUUCAACUCGAGCCCUUUGUCGUCAUUACCGGCGCUGUCCCAGUCUGCCGGCCACCAUCCGAUGCAGAAGAUCACCCUCAAGGAGCUUGGUCAGGUGCUAGCAUUUGUCGAACAGCAACCACUCAGGAAGCAUCACCGGCGCGUCAAGGGCGUCGGAGGGGGCUCGGCGCAGAUCAAACAUUCCAAGUCUUCGUCCAACCUGUCGCCGAUCCACGAGUCGGGCUUAUCCAAUCCUUCGACACCCCAACUGAAAAACCGGUAUCCACAAACAAGACCGUGCAGUUGGCUAACGUCUUCCCCACACAACACUUCGAAAAGUGCGUGAUUUUACUGUGUUUGUUUUUCUCCGGCUCUCUUCUCGGCUGCCCAUCCACCCCUUCCUGGUCGUCUAAGCCCAAUUUAUUUGGAGUGUUUUGAGUUUUCUAUGUCUAGUAGUUUUUUUGCCCUUUAUGUUUAAUGAAAUCAGUGUGUGUGUGUUUUUUUUUUUUGUAAAAGGCGAACGUGCGUAAUGUAGUAUGUGUUGUAGAUAGAACCUCUUACUAGAAAACAGGGUGAUCCAAUUAUAUCGAACCAGCGAUUUUCUCGGAGGAUUUUAAGUAAAUUUGAUAUUUGCUUACCAAUAAUUGUAAAAUCGUUUAAUCUUUAUUUUAACAUUGUUUAAAAUGUUUUACCCUUAAUCUAUAAAAUACCUUAAAUAAGUAAGUGUAAACUUUUGAUUUUCAAAGCGAACCCCCCCCCCCUUUUUUUUAACACAGAUUCGAGUAGAGAAUAUAUUUCUAAAAACGUUGAUAUGUUUUAUACCAGCGGUUCCUAACCUAUGGUACGCAAUUUUUUUGCACAUUUUUUUUCACAUUAAAAUUAAAAAUUGUAAUUUAAAUAUUAAGAAAUUUACCUAAAAAUUAUGACUUUUUUUUUUACUUUUAUAAAUAUCAAACAAUAAAAAAUAUUAAUAAAUGAAUUAAUGAUAAAAUACAUAUUUAAAAAAAAACAAAAAUUGACUCCUAAUUUAGUUUUAGAAUUAAUGUGAUACGUGUAUUGAUCAUAAAAGUGUCAAGUGGUAUUCGAUGAUUAAAAAGGUUGGGGACCCCUAUUGUAUACCAAUAUCGGAUUAACCACAUAUAGGUUUGUAUAACACCUUAAAGUUUAAACCGGAAGAGUUGGGAAAGAUUAUGAAUUUAUCAUCUAAAAAUGGAUAUUAUGAAGUUUAUGACUCGGUAUAAAUGUUGUAACUGUUCUAACUCAUAAACAGUAAAUUUGAUAUUAGUUAUAUUAUUCGAAUAAGCAUUUUUAAAAAAAUAUUCUAUAUUCAAAUAGAUUAGGUUAGGUUCUAAAUUAAAAGGGAGUGGGGGGGUCCUAUUUGAAAAUAAAAUUAAAAGUAUAUGCUCCUUUAAGGUGUAAGGACUAAGGGUAAAGUAAUAAAAAAAAAAAACAAAAAUCAAAUUCGCCCAAAAUACUCUUGGAAAAUUGUUAAUACCUGCUUGAUGAAUGGCUUACUCUGCAUUAAAAUAUGAAUAAUGAUAGUUAAUAUCUGGCGGGGAUCGUAAACCUCGUUAUCGUGGACUUUUUCAUUUUCUAUUUUAUACACAUGUAUAUAUAUAUAUAUGUAUAUACGUGUACGUUUUUAUCGUAACAGUAUAAUAAUUAUGAUUGACGUUUACACGAAAGUCGACGAAUAAUAUCACUAACAAUUCGAACCGAUGAAGUUAUUCACUUCUGGUAACGACACGAAACAAAAGUACCUAUUAUUAUUAAUAUAAUCGGUAGGGGCGGUAGUGGGAGGACGAUGGGUUCAACUGCCUGUUGAUAUAAUGUGAGCCGAAUGUUUGUAGCUGUGUAAAAUUAUCAUAUUUUAAUAUUUUUUCAUUUUUAUAAAUUAUAUAUUAUUAUUUUUUAAUAUAAUAUUGUGUGAAAUAUAUAGGUAACUUAAUCCGUGGCUACAUAACACUUUGUCCACGGCUAAAAUGUUUAGCCAUGACUGAGUAGUGCCUAUUAUAUUUUGUAUUAAUUGUCCAAUGUCCAUAUUACGAUUAUUACUAUAAUACUAUGUACCUACUAUUGUUUAUAAAUUAAAAACAACAAAUUAUUAGUAACCUAGUGGGGGUAUUUAAAUAUAUAAAUAUAAAAUAAAUAUUAUGUGAUCAUAGUAUAUGUGUACUAUAGUUUAAGGUUUUGAAAAAAAAAAAAAAAACGGAAAUGUUCAUUUAAAGUUUAUAAAUUAUAUUAUAACAAUUCAAAAACAAUUAUUGAGUUUCAUAUUAUUAUUUUUUAUAUAUUUUUACUGUUAGUUAAGUUUAAAAAAGGAAAUUUAGUAUUUGUUUCAUAUUUCCAAACAAAUAUUGAAAUGAAAAAUGUGUAGAAACUUUUAACUUUGUAUUCUACUACAAAUUUUAGUUUUGGUUUUUUUAAAUAGGCUGUUUGCCAUAUAUUUUAUUUAAUAUUUGAAUAACAUAGCAGAUGUAUUUAUUUUAUGAAUAAUAAUUGUGUUCAUUUAAAAUACAGAAUCAUUUUUAAUGAUGUUUUGAAUGUCUAAAACAUUUAUCAAUUCUUCCAUUUCUUUUCAUUAUUUAUUUAUCAACUCAAAUAACAAAUAGGAAAUCAAACAUUGUGAUUUAUAAAUUGAAUUUAUUUUAUAUAAAUUUAAAAUUCAGAAGUCAACUUGACACUUUCUUCUUGUAAUCUUAAUAUUAAAGUCUAUCUAACAUUUUAUCAAAUUUUUUCUCCUACUUGAUAUUAUUAUUAAUGUUAACUAUGACUAACAUUUAUUUUCCAAUUAUAAUUUAGUAAUAAAUGAUUUUCUUGCAUUUUUAUGUAUAAUUUGUCUUUUAAGUAUAGAUUAUUAAUUAAUAAAUUAUAAUUACUCAUACAGUUUUUGUUAGUUUCGUAGAAAAAUAACUUAGGUGUAUUAUUAAAUGUUUUCAAAUGUGUAUUGUAUAAUGGUAUAUUAUUAUAUUUGAAAUGUAUCAAAUAUUGUGUUUUAUUUAUUUUUACAUAAUAAAAAUGGCAUCUGUCCAUAAUUUAUGGUAUUAUUUUAUUGACAAAUAUAACCAUUAAAGUUAUAGAAUGAAUGUGUUCAAAAUGAAAUAUAGUAUGUAAUAAUAAACAUCUUUGUAAAACUAUAGCUCCACUCAGAAUCUAAAAUGUUGAUAAAAUAUCAAUAAAAGUUAUUAUACACACAUUUAUUUUAUUUCACAUAGUCUAAAAAACACAAUAAUAAUAAAAAAAAACAUUGUGAUAAUGUCAUACCUAGUACAUUUGAUUAAAUAUUCUUGGUAAAUAUAACUAAGUAUGUAUUUUUUUUUAUCUGUGUACAACUUUUCUACCAGAAGACUAGAUAAGAUUUUUAAGUGUAACGCCUUUUUUGAAAGGAAAUGGGUGUGAAAAAAUACUUUAGGGAAGUCAUUUUUCAAUUUUCUUAUAAAAUUUGAAAAACCGAAAAAAAACAAAAAAAAACUGGGAAAAUCGGUACAACAUUUAAACAAAUAUUAUUAAAGAAAAUAAAUAAAGCCUAAUUAAUUAUUUUACUAUAAAAUGACAUAUAUUGUUGUCAAAACAUCAUCAUCAUCAACUGAACUCCGCUCAGAAUCGAUUUCACAUUUUUCUUUUAAAAUAUUCAUAAAAUAUAAUUUAUUAAAACAAUGAUGAUAUUUAAUAUACCAAUGUAAGUAAAUAGGUACUACUAUCUAGGAGAAAUAGUAACAAACAAGUUUUUUUUCUAUGUAUGUAAAAAAAUUAAUUGUUUUAAUGGUUUACUUAAGAGUAUUUUUAUAUUCGAGUUUUUUAUGACAAGACAAAUAAUUUGAUUGAUAUUUACUUUUGUUAAAAUAACAUAAAAAUGUUUAUAGUGUAUACAUACUUAGACUGAAAUUAUUUUGCCAAAAAAAAAAACAAAUAUUGUUUUAAUAUAAAACUGUAGAUUAAUUCUGUUUUAUUUUUUUAUUUUUUAUAUAGUUAAAAUUAUGGAACCAAUAAAAAAUAUAUGGGAUAAUCUUGGAAAACCAAAAUAUGUCUUAGCACCAAUGGUAGAACAAAGUGAAUUAGCUUGGCGGAUGUUAUCACGUAAACAUGGUGUUCAAUUGUGUUUUGCACCAAUGUUACAUAGUCAUAAUUUUGUUCAAGAUCGAAAAUAUCGCAAAGAAUUUUUUACUACGUGUCCUGAAGAUCGGCCUUUAGUUGUACAAGUACAGUGAAAACAUUCUUGGUUAAGUUCGAUAAUGUUUAAAUUAAUUGAAAAAAAUAAUUUGUUUUAUGUAAUAAAGUUUUGUGGUAAUGAUCCAAACAUUUUACUACAAGCUAGUAAAUUAGUUGAAGAUUGUUGUGAUGUCAUUGAUCUUAAUUUGGGUUGUCCGCAAGCUAUAGCUAAGCGUGGAUUUUACGGUUCUUUUCUUCAAGACGAAUGGAAACUUGUGUCUAAUAUUGGUAAGUUCUUACUGAAUAAAUUAAUAACAAAUCGAAUAUAGUAUUGAUAUUUAAAUACAUUUUAUAUUAUAGUUAAAACAUUGCACGCAAAUUUAAAAGUGCCGGUUUCUUGUAAAAUACGUAUUUUUGAAGAUUUAACAAAAACUAUUGCUUAUGCUAAAAUGUUAGAAGAAGCCGGUUGUGAAAUGUUAUCCGUGCAUGGUCGAACAAGGGAUCAAAAAGGACGGUUGACAGGAAUAGCCGAUUGGAGUCAAAUAAAAGCUGUGAAGUAAGAUAAAAAUGAAUAAGGGCAAUUUAUGUUUUUUAGAAUAGGUUUUCUAAUAUAUUCUGAAAUUAAAGUAUACACCCAAACAAAUGUCAUUGUAAUUAAUUUUGUUAAAUAGCAUAAUUAGUAUUGUUAUUAUUUAUUCAAUACAAAAUAUUACUUACCUAUAUGUUAUAAUAUAAUAUAGUAUAUAAUGGGCCCCGCUAAGCAAGCUCAUAUAUGAGUCCAUGAAUCUUAACUAUAGCAAUUACAAUUUAUUUUUAAAUACAUUGAAUUAUUAAACUUUAAAACUAUUUAAACUUGACAUAUUUAACAUAUAUAAUUAUUAAAAAAUAGAAUAUUGAUGAAAUCAACAGUCUAGGUUAAUAAUCAAUAGUUUGUUGUAGUAGCCAGUUUGGUAAAUUUAGUUUGAAUAUAACAUAAUACUAAUAUUAAACAAUAAGUAUCAUUUCUUUUUUUCACUAUAACAUAGUAAGUAGUGAUUAAUUUAUAUUAUGAUUAAUUUUAAAAUAGUACAUUACCAUUAAGAUAGGCAAAAUUAUAAAGAAUAAAAAAUAAAAAAAUAAAUUUAAAUUUACUUAAAAUAGUUAAAACUAUUGUUAUUCUGUUUUUUUUUUAGAGAAAAUGUAAAAAUCCCUGUGUUGGCCAAUGGAAAUAUACUUAUACAUCAAGACGUACAAAGAUGUUUAGAUGAAACCUUGUGUGAAGGAGUUAUGUCUGCUGAAGGACAUCUUCAUAAUCCAUACAUUUUUGAUAAUCAGUCACCUCCAGUUUGGGAACCAGGACUUGAGUAUUUAGAUUUUAGUGAACAAUAUCCUUGUCCGCUUUCAAAUACUAGAGGUCAUCUAUUUAAACUCUGCUACCACUUGUAUGUGAAUAAACUAUUAUUUUUAGUAGUUUAUUAAUUAAUAUUUAGUAUUUUAUUUUUAAUUAUUCUAGAUUUAGUCUUCCUGAAAAUGAAUCAGUUAGGGAGAUAUUAGCAAAAGGUCAAAACCGUGAUGAUUUUAGAAACGCUGUUAAGCAGUUAAAAGAAAAGUAUUUACCAUAUCAUUCUGGCCAAUUGCCUUGGAAUAACAAUCAAACUGGUAUACAAAUAUUUUGUUAAAAUUAAAUUUUAUUUUAAAAAUAUUAAGAACCUUGAUAUUCUAUAAUAUUAUUUUAGAUUAUAACUUGGUUUUCCCACCUUGGUUAUGUCAACCAUUAAUUCGUGCAUUACCACAAAGUAAUGUAAAUGGAAUGGAAAAUAGAGAAGAAGUGAAUAAAUCAAAAACGUAUGAAAAAGAAGUAUGUGAUUGUAUUAUUUAAUUUAUUAUUCAUAUUUAUUUGAAAACAUUGUACGAUUCAAAUAUAGAAUUUAAAAAGAAGUAUUGAAGACUGCAACGAUCCAUUGAAAUUGUCUAAAAAAAAGUUAAAGCAGUUAAAUAAAUUAAAAAACAAAGAAAUUAGGUGUCAAAGAAUACUUGAAGAAUUAUGUUCUGAAUGUCGAAAUCCAAAGGUAUAGUGCUUUACAAAAUAGCAAUGCUUAUAAAUUAUAAAAACAAUAUUAUUUAUUUUAAUAGUUUAAAAUAAUUCACUUAUGUAAGUGUACAUAUAUGAUAUAUAUGUAUAUAUGAUUAAAGUACACUAAUCCCUUGUUAUUCACAGUUGAGUUGGAAGUACCUAUAUAUUUUAUAGUUAUACGACAUAUAAGAUAUUUAUGUGUGACACUUGUACAGUGUUUCUAAUUAAUUUAUUGAUUUAAAGUGGUUUAGUUAUCCACACUGUUGUUAUCUGUGAAACUUUCCUAGAACUUGAACAUUUAUUAUAAUAUUAAUGAUCAAGACACAACAUUAGUAGCACUUAAAAUCCACGAAAAUGUGAUAAAAAAAAUCCCUGAAAUCACUUUCAAAAUAAUAUUUAAAAAAUCUAAAACGGUAGAGGGGUUUUAAGUGUUUCCACCUACAACUGUAACUUAUUAAAUAACAUUUUUUAAAGCUACAUAACACAACAUAAUACAAAGCAAUUUUAUUUAAACAAUAUUGUACAUAUUUCAAAAAAAAAAAAAUUACUUGUGUUAAUCAUUAUUUUAGUGUUAGAAAAUAUUAUUAAUUAAAUUAGAGUAGUUUUAUAAACCUUAGAAGAGAAACUUUUAAAUUCCUCUACCAUUUUUACAUUUUUAAAUAUUCUUUAAAUGCUUAUUUCAAAAAAUUUUUGCCAUUUUGAAGUGCUAUAAGUCCUGAGCUCUGUUAAUGACUUUUAUUAAAUAUUUUCUAGGGUUUGAAAUGUGAAUAUAAACUUUGUAAAAAAUGUUGUCGAAAUAAAUGUUAUCUGGAAAUUGGUGAUUGUAUUGGUCAUCGUAUAUAUGUAAAAACAAAGAAAAACUGGUCUCAACAUAAAGAAAAAGGUGCGUAUUUAUAAAUUGCCAGUGUUUGUAGAACUGGACAAUACUGUUAGUCUUCUGUUACUGUUUCAUCAAUAUAUCCUCGUGUUAAAACAAAUAGUUAUUCUAUUUAAAUGUGUUUCAUACUAAAAAAAAUCACAUUUAACACCUAGGUAUAAUAAAAAUGUGUUUUUGUCCCUAUGUUUACUUUUAUAUUUAUUGUAUAACAUAAAUAAUUAUUCUUCCUUAUGUACCGAUGUAUUAUUAUUUAAAUAUACACAAUUUUAUUUUUUUUUUUGCAGAGAAAGAUUACAGUGAUCAACAAAUUAGUUCUGAAGUUUCAUGAAAAAUGAGGACUUAUAAAAGUUUUUUUGUUUAAUAAACAGUU